Molecule: messenger RNA, 5150 nt
Organism: Oreochromis aureus
Lineage: Eukaryota; Metazoa; Chordata; Actinopteri; Cichliformes; Cichlidae
Gene: slc44a5b
Product: solute carrier family 44 member 5b
Exons: 22
Coding region: 340-2457 (705 amino acids)
Biological process (GO): transmembrane transport
Cellular component (GO): membrane
Molecular function (GO): transmembrane transporter activity
Source: RefSeq, a predicted model, not a curated record
CACCAGCUGCUUAAAUCGGCUGGUGCCUGAUGCCCAAACUGCACAACAUCCUGCGUGUGUGAGCGAGCUUUGAAUGUAACAAAGGGAAGCGGGACAGGGGCCCGGGGUGCGCAGCGUCCCCUUUAAGACCGUUUUGGAAUAAUUAAUGACGUCGCGCUGUAAACACGACUGACGCUCAGCUGCGUGGCCGAAGCAUCCUCCGACCAAGAGCCCAAGACCUCUGUGUUUAUUUCACGACGGGACUACUGGGAGGCAUUAAAACAGCUGGGGUUCACCUCGACUCUCAUAUGCAGUCUCCAAAACCAAGACGACGGUGCUGCAUCUGUCCUGCUAAGUGCCAUGGCUAGAAAAACGGACAUCCCCACCUCUUACUAUGGUGAACCUCGCAAGUUUGACCCAAACUUCAGAGGGCCUGUUCAGAACAGGAGCUGCACUGAUGUGGUUUGCUGUGUUAUCUUUGUCAUUGUCAUCCUUGGAUACAUCGCUCUGGGUACCGUGGCCUGGAUUCACGGUGACCCCAGGAAGGUCGUCUAUCCAACAGACAGCCGCGGUCAGUUCUGUGGCCAGCAGAACACCCCCAAUGCAAACAAAGCCAUAUUAUUCUACUUCAACAUGCUGAAAUGUGCCAAUCCUGCAGUUUUAAUUAACCUCCAGUGCCCUACAACCCAGCUCUGCGUCUCAAAGUGCCCUGACAGAUUUGCCACUCUCCUGGAUGCAAUGAAUACCAAAAACUGGGAAUAUUACAAGCAAUUCUGCAAGCCAGGCUUCGAGAUUGGCAGUAAGUCAGUCAGAGAAGUCAUACGAGAUGAAGACUGCCCGUCUAUGAUUGUGCCAAGCAGACCUUUCCUUCAGCGGUGCUUCCCUGAUUUCAUUAGAAGAAAUGGAAUUUUAACUGUAGCCAAUCAGACCAUCUUCAAAGACGGUGAAAAUAACAAGAGAAGUGUCGACGACCUCAAAGAUGCUGCCAAAGGUAUCGCCAGUCUGCUGAAUGCCAAAGAAGUCGGCAUGAAGAUCUUCGAAGAUUAUGCAAACUCCUGGAUCUGGAUCCUCAUAGGUCUGGUGAUAACCAUGGUGGUCAGUCUGCUCUUCAUCUUGCUGCUGCGCUACACUGCUGGUGUGCUACUGUGGCUCGUCAUCUUUGGUGUCAUCGUUGCAGUGGGAUACGGCAUUUGGCACUGUUACUGGGAAUACAGCAAUCUGAGCAGAAAGCCGGGCUCCAAUGUCACCAUCACUGACAUUGGCUUCCACACAGACUUCAGCAUUUAUCUUCAGCAAAGCCAGACGUGGCUCAUCUUCAUGAUCUUGCUCUCUGUGACUGAAGCCGUCAUUGUGAUCAUGCUGAUAUUUCUGAGGUCAAGGCUGCGCAUCGCUAUUGCGUUACUGAAGGAGGGAAGCAAGGCAAUCGGCUACAUCAUGUCCACCCUCUUCUACCCUGUCAUCACCUUUUUCCUUCUGGCCAUCUGCAUCGCUUAUUGGGCUGUCACAGCAGUCUUCUUAGCAUCAUCGGGUAACGCAGUCUACAAGGUCACACCUGCUGAUGAUAAAUGCAUGUAUGCAAACCUCACAUGCAAUCCACAGACCUUCAGUAAGACCAACAUUACCAAGGUGUGCCCCGGGUCACAGUGUAUGUUCGCCUUCUACGGUGGGGAGAGUCUGUACCAUCGCUACAUCUUAGUUUUCCAUCUGUGUAACCUCUUUGUGUUCCUCUGGCUGGUCAACUUUACCAUCGCCCUGGGCCAGUGCACCCUGGCCGGGGCCUUCGCUUCCUACUACUGGGCCCUGAAGAAGCCAAAAGACAUCCCUGCAUGCCCCCUGUACUCCUCCUUUAGCAGGGCUAUACGUUAUCACACAGGUUCUCUGGCCUUUGGGUCGCUAAUCCUUUCUGUGGUGCAGAUGAUCCGAAUUGUUCUCGAGUACCUGGAUCACAAACUGAAAGUUUCUCAAAAUGCCUGCGCUCGAUUCUUGCUCUGCUGCCUCAAAUGCUGCUUCUGGUGCCUGGAACAUUUUAUCAAGUUUCUAAACAGAAAUGCGUUCAUUAUGAUGGCAAUAUAUGGGAAGAAUUUCUGCACCUCCUCCAAGGAUGCUUUCUUCCUCUUAAUGAGGAAUGUUGUUCGGGUGGCCGUCCUGGACAAGGUGACCGACUUUCUGCUGUUCUUGGGAAAACUGCUUAUUUCAGGAAGUGUUGGUGUUCUUGCGUUUUUCUUCUUCUCACGUAAAAUACCAGUUUUUCAAGAGGAGGUGCCAUCACUAAAUUACAUUUGGGUCCCCCUAUUGACGGUGAUAUUUGGAUCCUACAUGAUCGCACAUGGCUUUUUUAACGUCUAUGCUAUGUGUGUGGACACAUUGUUCCUGUGCUUUUUGUGGGAUCUGGAGGUGAACGACGGCGCUCCAGCCCGGCCCUUCCGCAUGAGCAAAACACUGAGGAAGAUCCUCCACAAGAAGAACAGAAGGAAGUAGCCCGGAAGGAGAAAGAAUAAAGGUUAACACCAAAGCAUGGUACAAACCCACGUGGCAUAUGGGAAUAAACACUUUGCCAUAUUUAAUGGAAGUGUACACAAGUUGAAGCUGUACACUAUAAUUGACAACUUGUAGCUAAGCAACAUGAAUAAUUAGAUUCACCCACACAUAGUAAUUUAUGGACUCAGUGAUAGUUUAAAAAGUGAAAAGUCUUUAUGAAUAUUUUUAUACGUGUCUAUGUAAAGGAAAUGUGUGUAUUUGUGUACGUUUUACUGCCACAUACAAUAAUGGAACAUGUAGUUGCCAAUGUUCACCACUUGGUGGUGCCAGUCGUUAGCAGAUGACCUGUACACUCUGUGCUGUUGUUGAUGCACUGCUGAGUUCCUGCCGUGAAAUGGUCAAACUUCAGCUCAUCUCUGUUCUCGCAGUUUUCCAGGUGUCUCACAUUGAGAAAAAUAUUCACCACUCAUUGCCGACUGUGUUUAUGUUUAAUUUGUUGGAACAUCUUUAUCAACGUUCUUAAAGGGAUAUUUAGCAGCAAGAGAUGUCUAACAGGUCUGGUUUAUUAGGUGUGGGUGAAGCAGAAUGACGUGUUUGUGUUUGUGUGCAGCAGGAAAUGCAGAAACUCAGAAUUCUGCAUGUGUUUUGACGUGGGCUUGUGUGUCAGUCACAAUGCACUGAAACCAGUGACAGGUAUAAAAAGUGUUAAAGUGAUAAUCUUUGAAAGUUACCUCAUUGGUGUUAGAGUCCAUUCUUACUGGAUUUAAAGGCUUCCAUCACAGGAUGAUGACGGCGGUCACUUUGAAUUAAGUGACUGUGGAUUUCCAAACUAAUCCGAGUGCCCUUGGACGCUUCCUGUAACCACGCUUACAGUUAGGGCUGUCAUGGUAUCGUAUUUUCACUGCGUGGUUAUCGUGGUCAGACUAAUCCAAAUAAAGAUAAAAAUCAUCAUCUCUGUACAGACCAUUGAAAAGCAAAUAAUGCUAUCAGUUUAAGUCAUCUUUAAUAUUGUUGUUUUUGUGUUUUGUUCCUAUUUUUAUGACACUAACCACCAGCCGAGGAGGUGGAAAGAGUCUGUACCCAGAACUGUACAAAUGAAAACAUAAAUGGCACAAUUACGUUUAAUUGAUAGUGAAAAUACAACCAUGUGACCUGAUGAACAGCAAAUCCACAAGGCUUAACGUCCGAGUUUUAACUCAUUGCUGGAUUAUUUGUGAUAUAAUCAUAUGUGUAUUAUUAAAACAGUAUCGAUAUGUAUUUUUUAAUAUAUGAUGCCUCACACAACCCCUGCUUCUCUACUGACCAUUUUUAUCUUUGAUAAGUUUAAGAAAUAUAUAAUUAGGUCCCAUUAUGUGGCAAACGUAUGUAACAUGUCUGUGGGGCAGAAGAAAACAAAUAGUAGAGGAGCUGGUUUAAAGAUGCUGGAUUGGUUUUAAUAGGUUUUAAAUACACACAAAAUAUUUGAGUCUUGUAUUAAUAACCUUAAACAAUAACAAAGUUUGUUAUUGGAGUAACAGUGUUAAGUGUUUUUGCUACUGUGUGUCCUGUUCUUGCAUGGUUGUUUGUAACACUAGUGAGUCACUCCUGUCAAAGCUGCCGUUGGACAGAUUUAUUAGAUAAGUUGGUGAGCCACAGAUGAAGCUGAUUCCUGUCUGGGAAGAAAAAGAUUUAGAGGAUUUUUGGAGAUCAGUUUGUGGCUUAAAAUUUCCCUCAGGCAUCGAUGUUAGCGAGAGCGGCUCCGCGUGUCAGCCCUGUGAUGGACUGGCGACCUGCCCAGGGUGUACACCACCUCUCUCACACCCCCAUCCUCCAGUUGUCAUCCUUGUGUUUUACUGCCAUCAACCUUUUACUAGGUUGUGCUUUUUACCAGAGUAGAUUCACGCACCGCUUAGAAAGAUGUUCGCCUUUAGAUCUUUCAGAUGUGACUCAUGUUUGUGAGUCUCUGCGCCGUGCUUGUCAAUCCUGAGAACCUGCCCUCAUGGUGCCUCUGAGUGACAACACUGCCAGACUGCCUCACACACCUCCCGCCCCUGUUGGAGCUGAGCACGCUGGGACAUGUAACAUUCAAAAAAAAAGGCAAAAAGAAAAACAACUCCUUGUGUAUCUGAAAGAAAGAAGAGAAAUGAUGCAUGUAGAGCACAGUGGGGCUUAUUACGCAUGCAGCAGGUUGUUUUUUUUUCUGUCUUUUUCUUUUUCUUCUUCUUUCUUUUCUCCACACAAAAUAACUACUGUCGGAGUUCGAUAUCUUUUUGCGUUUGUAACUCAGGUUCAGUUUCACUCCAGGUAGUGUGACUUCGUAAGAUCUGAUAAGUCAAGUAAAAGAAGUGUUUUUAUAUGCCUUCUCCUCCCUCCUGUGUCUGGAAAUUGGAUUCUUUUGGUCAACCACAGUCAGCAAGUAGACACAAGUUAAACGUCUCUCUUGGUAUAAUGCGAGACAGUUUUCUAACCACAAGCUCUUAAAAGUCAAACUCUGAAGAUGCAGUGCUCUAACCUGUCGUAAACAGACGAGCAACACUUCAGUUUUAUCUAUAUUCGCUCAUUUCUUUCUUCCAUGUAUGCAAUUAAAAGUUUCAGGUGUUUUUGUGUUAUCAACACAUGUUGCCUGUGUGUAAGUUCAUCAUUUGACAUACAGAUAUAGUUGUAUUUUAAUAAUGUUUGCUUUCAUCAAUAAAUUGUUUUUUUCUAUUUCCUAA